CUCUCGAGCUUCCAUAGUUCCAGCGCGUUGUUUCCAUGGUUACCAAAGUAUCGGCUGGACGCGAAUGGACCUUGUCGACUUGUUCCGUCUUCUAGCAAAUGUUAAAUUAACAAGCAAUGACAACUUCAGGUAACAUCUUUUUUGUCGACAUAUGUUGAAUAAAUGUAAAUGUGAACGUUAAAAACGGACGUUUUGAGAUGGAUGCUAAUGAAACGUUCGACACAAUUAUGCGCGAGGUAACGUUAAAUGAUCGAGUCACGUGUGAGCCUGAAGACGCCAAAGAGGAGCAGCAGAGCUUUUGGUUCCCCGGAGAGACGGACUCUGAUGACAUUCCCCGAUCCCUGCUCAGCUACUUGGAAACCUCCAAAAGCAGAGCAGCAGUUUGUGAGAAAGUCAUCCUGGAGGACCUUGAAGAUGUCCCGGCGUCACAUGCCACCGAGGACACGACCUUUGAACUCCAUGAGGAAAAGACACAGAAUGAGCAGGCCGACGAGGAGGAGCACGCCUGCACCGACGCCCGCCUCCUUCCUGCAGCCACAGAAGCACUUUCCCCUCACAGGGAGUCAGUGUGUCCCAGCGAUGAAGAUGAAUAUGAAGAGAAGGAGAAGCAUUUGGAAUACAAGGCAGAAGAGGUGAAAGAGGAGGAGCGAAAAAGUCAAAUAGAAAGAGACUUCCAGACGGAGCUGAGGAAGUUAAUGGAGGCAGAGAAGCUGCAGCAGAAGGCGCUUGAGCUGAUGGGGAGGAGAGCGCAGGAGAAACUCCAACAGGAGUUGCUGCUGCAGCAGCAACUGAUCAGCAGUUUGCAGAGACAAGUGGGGGAAGCGAGGAGGAAGAAGGAAGAGGAGCAGCAGAGGAUGAUGGAGGCACAGAUGAGGAGGAAGAAAGAGGAAGAGGAGAGGAAACUUGAAGAAGAGGACAGAAAACGCAAGGAGGAAGAAAAGGGGAGGAAAAUAGGAGAAUGGGAGGAAGAGGUUGGAAAUCCUAAGAAGAUAGAGGAGAGGAAGAAGCAGGAAGAGAUAAGGGGAAAGAAAGAGGAGGCUUUCAUAAAAAUAAAGGAAGAGAGGAGUAGUAGGGAUGAAAAGGAGCAUGAAAAUCUAGAUCAAUCACUGAAACUUAGGGAGAGGAAAACAAAGGAAGAGUCGGACAGAGAAAGAAGGGAGGAGAAGGAAACAAAAUACGUUGCGGAGCAGAAGGAGCUGACAGAAAUGAUAAGAAUAAAGGAAGAGGGAGAUGGAAAAAAAGAAGAAGAACCAAAACCCAUCCAGGAGGACGAGAAGAGGCAAAGGAAAGACGAGAGGAAACCAAAAGAGGAUGAACGUAGGAGAAGGCUGAAGGAAUGGACGGAAGAAGAGGACCAGGAGGGUUACAGAAAAUCAGAGGAGGAAAUAAAGCUGCAGGAAGAGCAGGCGGGCUGUGAAGGAUACGAGGAGGACACCAAGAUGGAAGAAGAGACCAAAACAAAAGAGCAGAAGCUCGGGGAGGAGACGAGGAAGAAGUUCGAGGCAGGGAAGGACAUAGAGGAAGAGGAAAUAAGACCCAAAGAGACGGAGGACAGCAAACAGAGAGCAGCUUACGACCAGACUUCUUCCUCCAGCAGUGCUCCUUCACACCCAGAGUCUAAAGUCAGUCGCACCGGUACCGGAGGCGAGGGUCCGGGUCACCGACGGGACCCGGAGGAGAACUUCAGCCGGACCUCGGCGGGGAGGAGCGCACACUACGCAGCGCUCCUCCCCCAGCGCACGGAGGAGAGGAGGCUGGCCUGGAUGAAAGACUGCGUCCCCUGGUCCAAGCUCUCCCUCCGGAACAGGAGCAGGCAGGAAGGACCGGCCCGGCGCCGGAGAGGGCCCGGAGGGGCCCCCGGGUCCGGAGGCCUGCCCCCUCUCUGCCCGGACUCUCUGCUUCGGUCUGCGGGCCGGAAAUCCCUGCAGGAGGUGACCUCGGUGACCCUGGCGGACCUGCCGGGCCGGUGCUUAUCCACCCUCGCUCAGUGUGCUGGCCUGCGGGCCCUCACCCUGCGACGCUGUGGCCUCAAAUGUCUGGACGCCAUCAAGCAGCUAAAACAGCUCUGCUACGUCGACGUACAGGAAAAUGACAUCUCGUACGUCGACUGUGGGAAUAUGAGCAGCUUACGGGUUCUUCAGCUCGGCCACAACAAGCUGACGUCCAUCCACGGUUUAACCGGCGCCGUCAACCUGGGCCUUCUGGACCUGUCACACAACUCCAUAACCCGCAUUGCUGGUCUGGAGUCCACGAGGAGACUGCAGAGGUUGUCCGUGGACCACAACCAGCUGAUCAGCACCAAAGGACUGAGGGACGUCUACACCCUGCUGCACCUGAGCUGCUCCCACAACCACCUGGCCAGCGUGGAGGGGCUGGAGAACAGCGCUCUGCUCAACACGCUGGAUCUGAGAGGCAACAGCCUCACUGAGCCCCCCAACCUGAAGAACCAGGUCCUCCUCAGAGAGCUGCGCCUGGACGACAACAGCCUGUCGUCCCUGCAGGGCCUCGCUGCCUGCUGGCUGCCCCUCAUGCAGCAUCUGUCCGUGGCCCAGAACAGAAUUACCCAGCUGCCCCCCAUGUCUGAUUCUGUGUCCCUCGCAAGUCUGGACCUUCGAUUCAACUGCAUGUCAGAGCUCCGGAACGUGUGCGACAGUCUGGAGGGAUGUGCGUUCCUGCGAGAGCUCCACCUCCAGGGGAAUCCUGUCCAUCAGGAGCGCGGCUGGAGGGCCGCUCUGCAGAGGGCGGUUCCCGGCCUGAGGACCAUCGACGGCCAGCACACGGACUCCGCUCCGCGGCCCCCGGCUGCCCCGCGGCCCUCAGGCGGCUUCCUGGAGUUCUGUCAGGCUCAGCUGCAGCACACUGAGGAUCUGCAGCGGCAGCACAGCGGGGAACUCAGUAGCGCCGCGUCGCCCCUGGAUGCCGUGAAGUUCUCCUGCCGCCACCUCACUGAGGUCCUGCAGCUGGCUGAGGACCAGCGAGUCGCCCAUGAAUGUGGGGACACCGCUGUGGAUGACACACACCCAACAACACCUGAGAGACGUCCUGAGUCCAGCAAUCAGGACCUGGACCUUCAAAACACAGCAGCAGUCGUGAUUCAGCAGCUGUGGAGGAAAUAUAGACAGAAAUGUGGGAACAUCAGCAGCUUCUCCACGGCCGAGAAGGGAGGAGGAGGAGAUGGAGGAGGAGGAGGAGAUGGAGGAAAAGGAGGAGGAGGAGGAGGAGGAGAUGGAGGAGGAGGAGGAGGAGGAGAUGGAGGAAAGCCAGCGCCGGGAGCGUCCUACGUUAACGGCAGUGUGGUCGGCUCGGAUCACGCAGCAACUGUCAUCCAGGCGUAUUGGAGGGGCUGCGCCCUGAGGAGGAGGCUCGCAGCGGCUCUGGCUGCUGUCGCGCGGUCCGCCGCCGCCGCAGAGGACGACGCCUUCGAGGAGGUGUACUUGGAGGACUUGGUCUUUGAUGAGGCCGCACUGGAGAAGCCCUGGACCUUGUCGUUUUCUGAAGACUCCCCCCCCAGACGUUGUCCUUCAUCAGAGUCUCUGAAGCUUCCCGGACGCUUUCCUGAAUCCUCCAAGUUCAUCCUCCCAUCGCCGCUGGUAUGGAGGCCAAGGCAGGCCUGGCUGCCCGGAGAACGGGUGGAGGCGGCUGGACAGAGAGAUUCCCCAGAGACCUCCAGCAGAAGGAAAUCUACUGCUUCAACCUCAGUGACCAGCGGUCUCAGCGAGAGAAAAGAAAAGAUCCUGGAGGAAUGGGGCUUCACUGACAGCCACACAGCUCUUCAAAUGCUCAAGAGAGCUCAGAAGAUGAAGUCAACAACGCAGUGGCAGAAGAAACGUCAAGAUCCCUCCGUCCAUCUUGCCUUCAGAAACUGCGGUUACCCGCUGGGUCCGAUGGCGGCGAGGAAGCGGCCGGCGCAACACCACAAGAGUGAUGCAAAAGGUAGGAUUCGAGACGUGCUAAACAUUAGUUGCUUGAAAUUCUCGAUUCUCGAGACGUUGACACGUUUUCCGUCUUUGUCUCCAGGUACCGAGGUCCCAUCUCCUCGGCAGGUCGCCUCCGUGCCGUCAAAGAGGGAGCGCAUCUCCCACAGAGACACCCCGGUCCAGAUGAGCGGUGGCUGGGGAGGCGGCAAGAAGAGGGACAAAGUGAAAUAAACCAACUCUUCCACUGGCGGACCAGCCCAAAUCUGGAGUAUCGCCGCCUGGCCGCCAACCAACGUUCAAAAUGGUGGAAGGACACGAGGAGCAGCCGGACUCACAAUGUCUCAACUUUAGUUGCCUUACCUUUGGACUGAUUGGAAUACUAUGCAGUAAUAUGUCGGCUUAACAAUGAAAAUGUAACGUUUUGUGUGUUGUUCGUGUUAUUUUCCAUCCAGCCCAGAUAUGGCGGGAUAUUUUCUCAAAAUGGUUGCCAAUAGCAACCUGGCAACCAUUACUGUCGAGCAGACCGUAAUACCUGUGGGCUUGUGUUUAUUUAAAGCUAAACUGUUCUUUCUCUGCUGAUUUACUGAAAAAAAUGUAGUAUAUAAAGCCCAGAAAUUUAAGAGCAAUUUCCCCGCUCUGCGGCAUAUUUAGCUCCCGCUCGCCAACUGCGGCCUCAAAAAGGACCGCUGUUCCUGGCCGAGUUCAAACAUUGCCGUUAAAGUGAGGACUUAUGCUCCUGGAUCACGAUGUGUCCGCUUGCCCCGGACUCGGGGGGCCGGGCCGUCCGCGGGUCCGCAGCUUCCUCGCCGCCUGGAAACGAUAACGCGACCAAAAGCAAACAGUCGGCCCCCCGGCAGGAAACGCACGUCGCUCUAUCUGCUCUCCCGCUGUCGUUGGCUUGCACAUGACUAGAUGGGGGGAGGCAGGUGACAUAAAAGCGUCGGUACCUUCAUGCCUGUUUGGACCCCAGGUGACAUCCGCUGCAGCCUUCAGAGCUUUUUCUCUUAUACAAGAAUUGAGGAGUAAACUCAAAAGGUUGUGGGUUGUAAAGUCAGAGCUAAUUUAUUCCCCCAAUGACUGUUUUAGAAUAAACGUAGAAGACAACAGGACAGCGGGGGGCGGGACCAAUGUCACAGGAACACAACAGGUUUGUACUUGAGCUAAAACAGAGUCACUUCCUUUCGUCAGCUGGUAGGGAACUCGUCUACACAUCGAUCGACAUGUUAACAAUCGUGAAAUAUAUCCCACAUAUAUACAUAUAUAACACAUUUCUUUUCAUCUAGUUGUGUUAUAACAAUCCACACACAAUGUGGUUUUUAUACAAAGUCCAUUGAUAUGUUAUCGUGUUUUUGUGUAGCAGUAAGUUUAAAAAUUAAUACAAGUAUAUUUUUUGACUUUUA
Messenger RNA from Gasterosteus aculeatus aculeatus (three-spined stickleback), 5317 nucleotides. NCBI's taxonomy places the organism in Eukaryota, Metazoa, Chordata, Actinopteri, Perciformes, Gasterosteidae. The record is from RefSeq and is a predicted model, not a curated record.